This is a messenger RNA of Pelmatolapia mariae (spotted tilapia), 2584 nucleotides long. It is a transcript of the gene cnih4, whose product is annotated as cornichon family member 4. The record is from RefSeq and is a predicted model, not a curated record. Gene Ontology annotation, cellular component: endoplasmic reticulum membrane; COPII-coated ER to Golgi transport vesicle. Bases 59 to 478 code for a protein of 139 amino acids. Lineage: Eukaryota; Metazoa; Chordata; Actinopteri; Cichliformes; Cichlidae. Gene Ontology annotation, biological process: endoplasmic reticulum to Golgi vesicle-mediated transport. The transcript is spliced from 5 exons.
GGCAGCACAAACGAGUCAACUGUCCGGAAAUAAAAACUGUACUUGCGGAAAAGGGAACAUGGAAGCGGCAGUGUUCAUUUUGUCUCUUGUGGAUUGUUGUGCGCUGAUUUUCCUCUCCGUUUACUUUAUUAUAACCUUGUCUGAUCUAGAAUGUGACUACAUCAAUGCUAGAGCCUGCUGUUCCAAGCUAAACAAAUGGGUAAUUCCAGAGAUGGUUGCCCAGUGUCUUUCCACCAUGCUCAUGCUGGUCUCGAUGCACUGGUUCAUCCUCCUCCUCAACCUCCCUGUAGCAGCCUGGAACAUUUACAGGUACUUGAAGGUUCCAAUGGGAAACAUGGGAGUGUUUGACCCGACUGAGAUCCACAACCGAGGUCUACUCAAGUCUCACAUGAAGGAGGCCAUGAUUAAACUGGGUUACCACCUGCUCUGCUUCUUCAUCUAUUUGUACAGCAUGAUCCUGGCUUUGAUCAAUGACUGAGCCCGGAGCAGGCCAUUGACUUCAGCUGCCAAAUUCCAGACUGCAGGGUUUGCUGUGUCCCCCUCACAUCCUGUGCUCCUGUACUGUAUGCAUUUAAUGUCUCAGAACAACUAUUACAUUUUUUGUAUUGAAUUCCAGAGUUUGACUUUGCCACAUCGAUAUGGUUAAUAUUUAACCUUUCAGAGAUACACCUUCAUAAUCUCCAACAGAAAGCACGUCUGUACUGUGAAAAACAAUCACAUUUAUUUUUGAACCUCUCUGUUUAACACGAAGUCAUUACAACCUCAACAGCUGUUAGACAUUUGCAGUAUGUUUCUUUACCAAUAAAGAUGAGCCCAAUCCCUCCUAGUAAUGAACUACUUUCAGCCUCAUGAUGAGCACUUAUUAUUAUUAUUAUUAUUCUGGUGCUUUACACAAAGUAUUGAAGGUUGCUGUAAGGACCUUGGGUCAACAGCUUCUACCAGAGUGGAGGAAAGGUUGGGAGAAGCUGAGUUAAAUCAAGCUAACAGCGCAGGCUCUGCAAGGAUCCAUCUAGCUGUAGCAGCCUUAGGCUACGUCCACACGUACCCGGGUAUUUUUGAAAACGCACAUUUUUCGAUGCGUUUGCACCUUUCGUCCACACGUAAACGGCGUUUUCGGUCACUGAAAACGGAGAUUUUUGAAAAACUCCUGCCAGGGUGGAUAUUUUCGAAAACUCCGUUUUUGCAUUUACGUGUGGGCGAGAAAAACGGAGAAAACGCAGCGUCAAAGGUGUGCGCCUUUUUUGACGUCACACUGUGCGCCACGUUAUUAUUUUGGUGAAAUGAAUUUCUACAAUACUGUUACUGUUAAUUGUACUCUCUGCAGUGUUUAAAUGCUUACAUAUACACACACAGUUACUGUCCCUCCACGACUCGGUUCUGCUUCUACGCCCCAUCUUUGUUUACUAUUUCCUACCGAGGCUUCUAGACUUCUGAUUGGCCAACAUUUCUACACGGUUAGGAAUAUAUCGCCACCUGUUGCUUUGGCAUGUUCCUAGCAGCGUUUUCCUUCAUUUCUGCGUUUACGUGUGGACGGGAUUAUUUUUUGAAACGAAAACGGAAAAUCUCCGUUUUCAAAAAUACCCGUGUACGUGUGGAAGUUAUGGCAGGGAUCCUUGCAGUGUGCUCGGGCAUUCUGCUCACUUCUUUUCACCUCGCUGGUCGCUCUUUUGCACCAAUGUGAUGCGACCCAUGUAAUAACUAUAACACUUCAGUUCAUACUGUAAAUUGUAUUGUUUGUGCCACACGUAAUGACUUUUUCCCAGCUGGUGAUCCAAUCAGGUUCACAGUUAAUGUGGUCCUUUAUGGUGUGUGCAUGCUGUGCUUCAUGUCAGGGUUUAAUGACCUCAAACAACUAAUAAGAUGUUUCUAUGAUACUGUUGCUGCAGUCGAUCCUCAGCAGCGUCAUAAGCGCACUGAAUUAAGAGGCAGUCGGCAUUCUGAUUCUUUGAUUGGCAAAGUUUUAUUCUCCGGGUAAAUGUUUGAAAGUUCUUGUUGUGUCAACAUAAUCCUAUUUUUAAAAGUAAACAUUGAACUACUUAUGUUCAAAUCAAUCCAAUAAAUAUCCAAAACUCUCAGUCAGAUUCAGAGGUUUGAAACUGGCUCAUUAGUCUGUUUUUGUCAGUAUUUUGUAACUCAGAGUUUCUCUUAUUGUCUACACCAAUAGAGAUCAAUGAAAGUGGCCCACUCCAUGUGACUGACAUUGUGUAUUUUAUUGUGUAGUUUGCAUAUGUGCACUCACCUGCUGGUUGGUUUGUGACCCUGCUGCUCCUUGAUUUCGACACUUUCCAACAAACAGAUUUACUAACAGUUUUCCAACGUUGACCUCAGGUGUCUGAUUGCACUGAGGUGUAGUUGAGGUUGGAUAACUAAUCCAGUUGUGAGACUUAUUCUGCAUACAGGACCAACCAGACAACACACACACACACACACUCACACACUCUCUGUUCCUUACAAAGCCAACAUGGUCGCCUGUUGCAGUCAUGUGCUGCUCCACUCUGAAUGACAAUCUGUCAUCUUCCUCUGUGUCUGCAGUGUUAGUAAGAAACCAAGAACAGGAAACUGAAUAAAUUUUCAUUCCAUUACA